Corylus avellana is the source of this 1224-nucleotide messenger RNA. Its product is annotated as C2H2-type zinc finger family protein. NCBI's taxonomy places the organism in Eukaryota, Viridiplantae, Streptophyta, Magnoliopsida, Fagales, Betulaceae. The record is from RefSeq and is a predicted model, not a curated record.
CCGGCCUCUUGCUUCCUCCCUACCCCUCAACUUCUUUUUCUCUCUUUCUUUGUGGUGGUGGUGGUGGUGGAGGAGGAGGAACAUGGAAACUCAAGAGGAAGUCACCCACAUCGUCAAAGGGAAACGAACCAAGCGCCAACGGCCGCAAUCUCCCAUCCCGUUUGCCAUGAUUGCUAGCAAUUCGCCAAGCGGAGAUGGAUAUGGAGACGGGGGAGGAGGCUCCGGGUUCAUUGACAUAAUUGAUAACAAUACCAACUUGUCACCCACUUCGACUGAUCAAAGCACUGAGGAGGAGGAGGACAUGGCCAAUUGCCUAAUUCUUCUAGCUCAAGGCCAAUCCCGGGAAUCACCGAAGCAAGCCGAGGAGGAUCACGGCGGAGGAGGUGUUUAUAAGAUUAAUAGCCGGAGGUUUUUAGAGGCGGCGGCGGCCGGGAAGGCGGGGUAUUGUGUUUACGAGUGCAAAACUUGUAGCAGGACUUUUCCUUCCUUCCAAGCACUUGGUGGGCACAGGGCUAGUCACAAGAAGCCCAAGGCCAUGGCAGCGGAGGAGAAGACCAAGCAAUUCUUGUUAUCCUCCGACGACGAAGAAGCGCAGUUCAUCAAGAAGAAUCACGACAUCUCUUCGCUUUCUCUCCAACUGAGUAGUAGAGGUUUGUGCGGCAAUAGCAGGUCCAAGGUUCACGAGUGCUCCGUCUGCGGCGCCGAAUUCACGUCCGGCCAGGCCUUGGGCGGCCACAUGAGGCGGCACAGGGCGCCUCUAGCGACCAACACAGCUUUGUCGUUGAUUCCUCCCAUGGCCAUGGAGCCUGAUCAUCAGGAACCCAAGAAGCCAAGACACGUUCUUUCCUUAGAUUUGGAUCUCAACCUCCCGGCGCCGGAAGACGAUCACCGGGAACCCAAAUUCCCAUUUGCAACAAAACAACAACAACAACCAAAGCAGCAGCAGCAACAACAACAACAACAGCAAUCACCUCUUGUCUUCUCCGCCCCGACUUUGGUGGACUGUCACUACUAAAACAAAGGGUCAGAAUUUUUUUUUUUUUUUUUCUUCUUUUUUUCCAGUGUGUUUCCACCGUUUAUCUUCUGCGGUUGAUCACGAGACUGAUUUGAUGCGAAUUACCAUAAUCGUUUUCUUUUCUUUUUCUUUUUCUUUUUUCUUCUUUCUUCUUCAUAUUUAGCAUUCACAAACUGUAAGAUUCUUUCAAUUCUUUUUCCAUAUCUUGA